Molecule: messenger RNA, 1428 nt
Organism: Carlito syrichta (Philippine tarsier)
Lineage: Eukaryota; Metazoa; Chordata; Mammalia; Primates; Tarsiidae
Gene: ALX1
Product: ALX homeobox 1
Exons: 4
Coding region: 139-1119 (326 amino acids)
Biological process (GO): embryonic skeletal system morphogenesis; positive regulation of transcription by RNA polymerase II; negative regulation of DNA-templated transcription
Molecular function (GO): RNA polymerase II transcription regulatory region sequence-specific DNA binding; DNA-binding transcription activator activity, RNA polymerase II-specific
Source: RefSeq, a predicted model, not a curated record
GGCAGCUGCCGGCGCCGCCGCGACCGCGGUGUCCCUUCCCUCCGCUCCGGCCCUCCCUCCGCCUCCCGCCCCCUCGCUCCCUCCCCCGGCGCUCCCAGCCUCCUCGCCCCGGGAGCUCCGCGCCCGCGGUCCGGGAUUAUGGAGUUUCUGAGCGAGAAGUUUGCCCUCAAGAGCCCUCCGAGUAAAAACAGUGACUUCUACAUGGGCGCGGGAGGAGCGCUGGAGCACGUUAUGGAGACGCUGGACAAUGAGUCCUUUUACAGCAAAGCGUCGGCCGGCAAAUGCGCGCAGGCCUUCGGGCCCCCGCCCCGCGCCGAACAUCACGUGCGCUUGGAGAGGACCUCGCCCUGUCAGGACAACGGCGUGAACUAUGGGAUCACAAAAGUAGAAGGACAGCCUCUUCACACUGAACUGAACAGAGCCAUGGAUAACUGUAACAGUCUCCGAAUGUCUCCUGUGAAAGGGAUACAAGAGAAGGGAGAACUGGAUGAACUUGGGGAUAAAUGUGACAGCAAUGUGUCCAGCAGUAAGAAGCGGAGACACCGAACCACCUUCACCAGUUUGCAGCUAGAAGAACUGGAGAAGGUCUUCCAAAAAACUCAUUACCCGGAUGUAUAUGUCAGAGAACAGCUUGCUCUGAGGACAGAGCUCACUGAGGCCAGGGUCCAGGUUUGGUUUCAAAAUCGAAGGGCCAAGUGGAGAAAAAGGGAACGUUAUGGCCAAAUUCAACAAGCUAAAAGCCAUUUUGCUGCCACCUAUGAUAUAUCAGUUUUGCCAAGGACUGACAGCUACCCACAGAUUCAGAACAAUUUGUGGGCAGGAAAUGCGAGCAGUGGUUCUGUGGUUACUUCAUGCAUGUUACCACGUGACACUUCCUCCUGUAUGACACCUUAUUCUCAUUCGCCUCGGACAGAUUCCAGUUACACAGGGUUUUCAAACCACCAGAACCAGUUCAGCCACGUGCCCCUCAAUAAUUUUUUCACUGACUCUCUUCUUACUGGGGCUACCAAUGGACACGCAUUUGAAACAAAGCCAGAGUUUGAAAGAAGGUCUUCCAGUAUCGCGGUUCUUCGAAUGAAAGCCAAGGAGCAUACCGCCAAUAUCUCAUGGGCCAUGUAACAUAUAGUACUCUUUUUAUUUUUCUUUUGAUAGCAAAGUAAAACAUUCUUAUUUCUCAUAUUUAAAUGAUACCACAAUAAGCUGCUGUGUGUGGAUUGUUAAAGGUCAAGAGAUUCAGUGAGACCAGCUUAAGUGAAUAGUUGUAAUUAUUUAACGUGCAAAUCUAAGAAUGAACCUCUGAAAAGCCUAAAUAGGUUUGCCAUGCACCAGUUUCCACAAACUGUUUUAGUAGUAAGUUUUUUUUUCUAUUGUACAAGUCAAUGAAAUAUGAUCAUGCAACUUCUUAAAAGAAUAAAUGUAUUAAACAAA